Talaromyces amestolkiae is the source of this 1596-nucleotide messenger RNA. RefSeq lists its product as uncharacterized. The transcript is spliced from 2 exons. Gene Ontology annotation, molecular function: nucleic acid binding; zinc ion binding. The record is from RefSeq and is a predicted model, not a curated record. Gene Ontology annotation, cellular component: cytoplasm. The coding region runs from base 1 to 1596 and encodes 531 amino acids. Lineage: Eukaryota; Fungi; Ascomycota; Eurotiomycetes; Eurotiales; Trichocomaceae.
AUGGGUCAGAGUCAGUCAACAGGCUCAAACAACGAUGACGCCGGUCAAGAAGCCGAGCAUCGUGCGGACUACUACGAGCUUCUGGGAGUAGAACGAGACGCAACAGAUGAUGAAAUAAAAAAAGCCUACAGAAGAAAAGCCCUCGAACUUCACCCAGACCGAAAUUACGGUGAAGUCGAAGCAGCCACAAAACUCUUCGCUGAAGUACAAUGCGCCUACGAAGUCCUCUCCGACCCCCAAGAAAGAGCAUGGUACGAUUCACACCAGUAUGUAGAGUUUGCCGAAGAUGGAGCCGCAACAACUGGUCAGGACCAACAGCCCGCGUCGGGGGGUUUCAAAAUGACAUCCUCCGCCAUCACGAGUCUAGUAAUGAAUUUCAAUCCGCAUAUGGAAUUCUCGGAUUCUCCGAGUGGGUUUUUCGGUGGUUUGCGAGAUAUUUUCGACCAGAUCGCGACAGAUGAAGGGAUAGCAUGUCGAUGGGAUGGGUCUGAGCCUGUGGACUACCCCAGUUUCGGGGCCAAGCAGGACUCAUACGAAGAAGUCGUGCGUCCGUUCUAUGCCGUAUGGACAAGCUUUUCAACCAAGAAGUCAUUCGCAUGGAUGGAUAAAUACAAAUUGAGCGAAGCACCCGAUCGACGGAUUCGGCGAUUGAUGGAGAAGGAAAACAAGAAGAUGCGCGACGACGGGGUCAGGGAGUACAACGACGCAGUGCGCUCACUCGUUGCGUUUGUUAAGAAGCGUGAUCCGCGAUACAAGUCCAAUAUCCAAACGGAGGCUGAGAGACAGCGCAUGCUCCGCGAGUCUGCGGCUGCGCAGGCAGCGCGUUCGCGCGCGGCGAACCAGGCCAAGAUGCAGGAUCAUGUCAUCCCUGAGUGGGCGCAGACCCACGAAUCGCAACCGGGUGAGGACGAGCAUGAAGGCCAGUUCUUCAGUAGCUCCGAAUCCGAAGUUGAGCAUUUUGAGUGCGUUGUGUGUAACAAGCUGUUUAAGAGUCAGAAGCAGUUUGAGGCGCAUGAGAGGAGUAAGAAGCAUAUCAAGGCUGUCAAGCAGUUACGGAAGGAGAUGCUGCUUGAGGAUGAGGAGCUUAAUCUUGAUGUGGAUGAGGAGCAGGAGGUGAGGCUGGUCGAGUCUGAGGACGAUGUCGACCCGGCAGUGGUACAUAAUACUGCAGAUAAGGUCGAUAAUAUCAACGAGAUAGAAGACACCAAGAAUACACCCUUGAAAUCAGAUAUUGCAUCACGAAGCCCGUCUCCUUCCGCCUCCGAGGACGAGGAUGAGGAUUACAUCGACCCAACCCAAACAAAAACAGAAACUACAUCUUUAUCUACCAGUUUAAUCGCAGAGGACGACGAUGAAGACCUGGAAUCAAAAACCGCCACAACAGCAAAGCUAGGAAAAGCCAAACAAAAAAGAGCCAAGAAGCUAGCAGCGCAACAAGUAGCCUCUUCUACAGACGCGCAAAAUAUAUGCGCGCAUUGUCAAGCUACAUUUACUUCGCGGACACAAUUAUUCUCGCACCUAAGGGAAACAGGCCAUGCUCAGCCCGUUCAGACGGCGCAGUCAAAGUCUAAAAAGGGCAAGAAAUCUAGAAAGUAA